CAAACACUCUCCAACUUGCCAGUCACAUAAACCCUCAAAACCGUCAUUCCGCCGCCGCACCUCCCUUCUCCAUCACUCCACCAUGGCAUCCGCGGCGGUUGUAACCGACACCAGAAAGCUCCCACGGCCAGGCCGCGGCGGCGUAGUAUCACAAAACCUCACAGAAGAAGAAUCACGCGUCAGAGCAAUCGCCGAAAUCGUCAACAACAUGGUAGAACUCUCUCGUAACGGCGAAAACGUCGACCUAAACGCCCUAAAAUCCGCCGCAUGCCGCAAAUACGGUCUAUCGCGUGCUCCGAAGCUCGUAGAAAUGAUUGCUGCUCUUCCGGAUACUGAACGUGAGGCUCUGUUGCCGAAGCUUCGAGCGAAACCGGUUCGAACGGCUUCAGGUAUAGCGGUUGUGGCGGUUAUGUCGAAGCCGCAUCGGUGUCCGCAUAUAGCGACGACUGGAAAUAUAUGUGUGUAUUGUCCUGGUGGACCUGAUUCGGAUUUUGAGUAUAGUACGCAAUCGUAUACUGGUUAUGAACCGACUAGUAUGCGAGCGAUUCGUGCGAGAUAUAACCCAUAUGUCCAAGCCAGAAGCAGGAUUGACCAGCUGAAGCGAUUGGGUCAUAGUGUAGAUAAGGUUGAGUUUAUUCUAAUGGGCGGCACGUUCAUGUCAUUGCCUGCUGAAUACCGGGACUACUUUAUAAGGAAUCUUCACGAUGCUUUAUCAGGGCACACUUCCGCAAACGUUGAAGAGGCAGUUGCCUAUUCCGAGCAUGGUGCAACAAAAUGUAUUGGAAUGACUAUUGAGACGAGGCCAGAUUACUGUCUUGGGCCUCAUUUGAGGCAAAUGCUUUCAUAUGGUUGUACACGUUUGGAAAUCGGAGUUCAAAGUACAUACGAAGAUGUUGCUCGUGACACCAAUAGAGGGCACACAGUAGCAGCUGUUGCCGAUUGCUUUUCUUUGGCAAAAGACGCUGGUUUUAAGGUGGUUGCUCAUAUGAUGCCUGAUCUUCCAAAUGUUGGUGUCGAGCGGGAUAUGGAAAGCUUUAAGGAGUUUUUUGAAAACCCUUCUUUUAGAGCUGACGGGCUCAAGAUUUAUCCAACACUUGUUAUUCGUGGAACUGGUCUUUAUGAGCUCUGGAAAACUGGCAGGUAUAGAAAUUACCCUCCAGAGCAGCUUGUUGACAUUGUAGCUCGGAUUCUAGCCAUGGUGCCCCCAUGGACUCGUGUUUACAGGGUUCAAAGGGAUAUCCCUAUGCCUUUGGUUACUUCCGGUGUUGAAAAAGGGAAUCUUCGUGAACUUGCUUUAGCCCGUAUGGAUGAUCUAGGCUUAAAAUGCAGGGAUGUUCGUACACGUGAAGCUGGAAUUCAAGAUAUUCAUCACAAGAUCAGGCCAGAUGAAGUACAGCUUGUUCGGCGAGAUUAUACUGCAAAUCAGGGAUGGGAAACAUUUUUAUCAUACGAAGACACUCGACAGGAUAUUCUUGUUGGAUUACUACGCCUGCGAAAAUGCGGCAAAAAUGUUACUUGCCCAGAACUUGUUGGAAGAUGCUCUAUUGUACGUGAACUUCACGUUUAUGGAACUGCUGUUCCAGUACAUGGUCGUGAUGCUGAUAAACUGCAACAUCAGGGGUAUGGUACCCUGCUUAUGGAGGAAGCUGAGCGGAUUGCUAGUAGGGAGCACAGGUCAACGAAGAUAGCUGUUAUUUCGGGUGUCGGAACACGGCAUUACUACAGGAAGUUGGGUUACGAGCUCGAAGGCCCGUAUAUGAUGAAGCACCUUGUAUAACAAGUUAUUACACAAUAUGCAGUUUUAUAAGAUACUAGUGUUUGUAUUCGACCAGUUUUUGUUUGCAUUUUUUAGAAAGGUUCAGAAAAUUAGAUAGAUCUGCAGGAAUGGAAGUUUGCUUGUGUGCCAAGUUACUUGUUGGAUCUUACUACGCUUUUGGCCUAGCAACUGCAAGUUAUAUCUAGAGGUGGUUAAAUCGACAGGUGGGUAUGCCCUGCUGGUACCAGAGGUGGUGGCAGGUGUUCCCGCUUCCUGUCUUUUAUUGUCCAUCUCGCAACACCUUCACUCUUCUUUGCAGCAGGCUAGCAUCGCUAAUUUGGGACAUCAAUCCCGCUCAGCAUAGGGCUUCUACAUCUCACAUAGUUUACACCAGCUGUGAAAUUGGCUUCCUGUCGGUGCCGGAAGCUCCAUCUUAGGCGAAGCCACUCCCGUUCUGCUCCAUACCGAAGUCACUCGCUCUCCAACCUAAGUGUUUAUUGUUUUUCUUGAGUUUUAUAAUUAAUGUGUAUGGUAUGAUUACAAAAUUACUUGAAUACUGUUUAUUAAACCAUUUUGCCAUUGUCACAUGUCAAUGGAAACCUGUGAA
Messenger RNA from Helianthus annuus (common sunflower), 2363 nucleotides. Its product is annotated as elongator complex protein 3. Gene Ontology annotation, cellular component: elongator holoenzyme complex; cytoplasm; nucleus. The transcript has 9 exons. Lineage: Eukaryota; Viridiplantae; Streptophyta; Magnoliopsida; Asterales; Asteraceae. Bases 83 to 1777 code for a protein of 564 amino acids. Gene Ontology annotation, biological process: tRNA wobble base 5-methoxycarbonylmethyl-2-thiouridinylation. Gene Ontology annotation, molecular function: acyltransferase activity, transferring groups other than amino-acyl groups; iron-sulfur cluster binding. The record is from RefSeq and is a predicted model, not a curated record.